UUACCCUCCCUGGCCUCCUUCAUCGGUUACAUCAUACAUCGAUCGCAUACCCGUAGUAGCACAGUCUUGGGCCUACUUGUCUUUUUACAAAGAUUGCAAGGGUCUCUGCGGGAUACAGCCAAAGAUAUGCCAGGUGCUUCCCAUCGUAUCUUUUUGGCCACAUUAAUUGUUGCUUCCAAAGCUCUUCAUGAUACUUCGCCAAAGAAUAAGCACUGGGCCCGUUAUGUCAAAUACUUUACUCUAGAAGAUAUCAACUCAAUGGAACGACAAAUUUUAGAAAUUCUGGUAUAUAUCAUCCCCCACAAUGAAGAG
Messenger RNA from Mycotypha africana, 312 nucleotides. RefSeq lists its product as uncharacterized. Lineage: Eukaryota; Fungi; Mucoromycota; Mucoromycetes; Mucorales; Mycotyphaceae. The record is from RefSeq and is a predicted model, not a curated record. Gene Ontology annotation, molecular function: protein kinase binding; cyclin-dependent protein serine/threonine kinase regulator activity. The annotation marks the transcript as partial. Gene Ontology annotation, biological process: regulation of cyclin-dependent protein serine/threonine kinase activity. Gene Ontology annotation, cellular component: cyclin-dependent protein kinase holoenzyme complex; nucleus. The transcript has a single exon.